Messenger RNA from Carlito syrichta (Philippine tarsier), 2357 nucleotides. It is a transcript of the gene MLXIPL, whose product is annotated as MLX interacting protein like. The transcript has 13 exons. The annotation marks the transcript as partial. The record is from RefSeq and is a predicted model, not a curated record. Gene Ontology annotation, cellular component: nucleus. Gene Ontology annotation, biological process: regulation of transcription by RNA polymerase II. Lineage: Eukaryota; Metazoa; Chordata; Mammalia; Primates; Tarsiidae. Gene Ontology annotation, molecular function: DNA-binding transcription factor activity, RNA polymerase II-specific; RNA polymerase II cis-regulatory region sequence-specific DNA binding; protein dimerization activity.
CUUGUGGGUCGGGGCGGGGACAAGGGCGAUCCCUGUCCAACUCUGUGUGUCCCUGCAGCUUCGUAAGUCCAGCAGGGAAGGGGACCUCCCGGCCCCUAAGCAGUCGGAAGGCGGGUGGCCGCCGCCAGAGCGAUGGUGCGAGCAGCUCUUCUCCAGCGUGGUACCCGUGCUGCUGGGGGACCCGGAGGAGGAGCCGGGCGGGCGGCAGCUCCUGGACCUCGACUGCUUUUUGUCCGACAUCUCCGACACGCUCUUCACCAUGACUCAGCCUGGGCCCUCACCCCCGCGGCUGUCUGCCGAGGAUGCCUACAUCGGCAAUGCUGACAUGAUCCAGCCAGACCUGACGCCGCUACAGCCCAGCCUAGAUGACUUCAUGGAGAUCUCAGAUUUCCUCACCAGCUACCGCCCCCCGCAGACGCCCACGCCAUCAAACUUCCUGGAGCCCCCCGGCUUCAACCCCGCGGCUGAUUUCCUCUUUAGCAGUGGGAUCUUAGGUCUGGAGGUGCCCCCUGCUGCCUCAGGCAUGACCCACCUCUCAGGACAUAGCCACCUGCAGAUAGACCUUCUACCCUCGGGGUAUCCAGAACCCACAUUCGGGCCUUGCUUCUCCGUGCCGCAGGGCGUGCGGCCCAGAGGCCAGCCCCCUGCCCCAUCCCCCAGGGGACAGAAAGCCAGUGCCCCCACCCUGACUCCUGCCGCCACCAGUCCCACUGCCACCGCCGGGAGCCACAACCCCUGCCUGACACAGCUGCUCACAGCAGCCAAGCCUGAGCAAGCCCUGGACUCGCCACUUGUGUCCGGUGCCCUCCUCCAGCCCCCGGGAUCCCCGCAGGAGACGGUCCCUGAAUUCCCCUGCACCUUCCUUCCCCCAACCCCAGCCCCGACCCCUCCCCGGCCGCCUCCAGGCCCAACCACGCUGGCCACUUCCAGGCUCCUGGUUGUCCCCAAAGCGGAGCGGCUGUCACCCCCAGCACCCAGCGGCAGCGAGCGGCGGCUGUCUGGGGAGCUCACUUCCACCCCAGGCCCAGGGGCCCCGAGUGUCUGCGUCUCUCCCCCUCAACCCAGCCUAAGCCGGGGCCGUCCCGACAACAACAAGACGGAGAACCGGCGUAUCACUCACAUCUCCGCGGAACAGAAGCGGCGUUUCAACAUCAAGCUGGGGUUUGACACCCUUCACGGGCUCGUGAGCACCCUCAGCGCCCAGCCCAGCCUCAAGGUGAGCAAAGCAACCACACUGCAGAAGACGGCCGAGUACAUCGUCAUGCUACAGCAGGAGCGGGCAGCCAUGCAGGAGGAGGCCCAGCUGCUGCGGGACCAGAUCGAGGAGCUCAACGCCGCCAUUAACCUGUGCCAGCAGCAGCUGCCUGCCACAGGGGUGCCCAUCACACACCAGCGAUUUGACCAGAUGAGAGACAUGUUUGAUGACUAUGUCCGAACCCGGACCCUGCACAACUGGAAGUUCUGGGUGUUUAGCAUCCUCAUCCGGCCUUUGUUCGAGUCCUUCAACGGGAUGGUGUCCACAGCAAACCUACACAGCCUUCGCCAGACCUCGAUGGCCUGGCUGGACCAGUACUGUUCCCUGCCUGCUCUCCGGCCAACUAUUCUGAACUCCCUUCGUCAACUGAGCACGUCUACCAGCAUCCUGACCGACCCAAGCCGCAUGCCCGAGCAGGCUACACGGGCAGUCACAGAGGGCACUCUUGGCAAGCCUUUAUAGUCCUGGCCAGACCUGGCAGCUCUCACGCAGCUGCCCUGAGCUGCCUUCCCUGGGCGUGGGCUCCAGGGGUAACCUCUGGGCAUGCCCCUCCUCCUGUCCCAGGCCCUGGCUGUGCCUUUCCCGGGGGGUUGCGCGGGACCCAGGUCUCAUGCUUCCCACCUCCUGAGGCCAAGGAGAGCUGAGUCCCUGCCCCGUCCCACCACUGUUCUCUAGGGGCAGCGGGGUUCAUACCCUGUCUUUGGACCUCUGUUUUCCAAUCUGCAAAAUGGGGAUGGGGAGGGUUUCAAGCAGCAGGUGACCCCAGGCCUCAACAGCUGGGCUGUCGGGAGCCUACGCCAGCAACUCGAAGGAGGGAAGAGGACGAUCCCAUUUCCCUGUCUACCCCUCCUUCCCCCAACCCACAGGUGGGCACAGGCCUCUGUUCCCGAGCAGAGAAGCAGAAAAGGAGGUUCCUCUCUCUGCUCCUUCACUGGUGACUCAGAGGAGCCGCAGGAUGGCUUCCCCUGGGCGAGGCCAGAAGAUCUGAUCCCGGGAGAGACCAAGGCAGGGGUGGAGAAAGUAGGCGGGCAUCUUGCGUGUGUGUGGACGCGUGUGUGUGGAUUUUGUAAAGAAUUCUUAACCAAUAAAUGCAAAAACUGUC